AUGCAGAGGAGCCCAGUCCUGUCUGAGUUACUGAGCUUCCUGGGGAGGGAGGAAACAGUUAACGUCUCAGGGCAGCUGCAAUCAGCUAGGCGGGGCUCUUUGGUCUGACUUGGGCUCACAGAUCCCAAGCCAAGGGGCAGAGGAAGGACGCUGUAGUCCACAGAGCCUCCAGAUGGCUGAACUGGAUCUGAUUGCCCCAGGACCACUGACCGGGGUCACCGUUCAUCCUUUGGCUCCUCUCGGCCCAGGCCCUGGGUCAGCUAUCCCAGUAGAAGAGGAUGUGGACUCUGUGGGGAAGUCAGAAGAAGAAACCCAGGAGCAGGGCUGUGAUCCUGCAAAGGUCGGGGCUCCUGGUGACGAGGGGUCGGAGGAGAUCCUGUGUGACUUCUGUCUCGGGGCCAGCAGAGUAAGGGCAGUGAAAUCUUGUCUGACCUGCAUGGUGAAUUACUGUGAAGAGCACCUGCGGCCACACCAGGAGAACAGCAAACUGCACAGCCACCAGCUGACAGAACCGGCAAAGGACCAGGAUCUGCGGACCUGCCCUGCCCACCACAGCGUUCUGGUUGCCUUCUGCCACACACACCAGCAGUGCAUCUGCCAGACAUGUGGAGAGGACCAGCACAGGGGUCACGACACGGCCUCCCUGGACGCAGCCCGCAGGAACAAAGAGGCUGACCUCCGGUGCAUGCAGUUGGACCUGGAGCAGAAGCUCAAGCUGAAUGAAAAUGCCAUUGCCAGGCUCCAAGCCAACCAUAAGUCCGUUUUGGUGUCGGUGUCGGAGGUGAAGGUGGUGGCUGAAGAGAAGUUUGGGGAGCUCCUUGCAGCUGUGAGGAAAGCCCAGGCUGAUGUCAUGCUUUUCUUAGAGGAAAAGGAACAGACUGCACUGAAUCAGGUCAACGGCAUCAAGACCCACCUGGAGUACAGGAGCAUAGAGAUGGAGAAAAGCAAGCAGGAGCUGGAGAAGUUGGCUGCCAUCAGCAACACUGUGCUCUUCCUGGAGGAGUACUGCAAGUUUAAGAAGACAGAAGAUUCUGCCUUCCCCAGUGUUUACAUAGGGUUGAAGGAUAAACUCUCAGGCAUCCGCAAGGUCAUCACAGAUUCAACUCUGCACUUAAUCCAGUUGCUAGAGGGUUAUAAAGAAAAGCUACAGGAGUUUUCCAAGGAAGAGGAAUAUGACAUCAGAACUCAAGUGUCUGCCAUUGUCCAGCGCAAGUAUAGGACCUCAAAACCUGAGCCCAGAACCCGGGAUGAGUUUCUCCAAUAUGCAUGUGACAUCACAUUUGACCCAGACACAGCACAUAGGUAUCUUCGCCUGCAGGAGGAAAACCGCAAGGUCACCAACACCACACCCUGGGAGCACCCUUACCCAGACCUUCCCAGCAGGUUUUUGCACUGGCGGCAGGUGCUGUCCCAACAGAGUCUAUACCUGCACAGGUAUUAUUUUGAGGUGGAGAUCACUGGAGGAGGCACCUACGUUGGCUUGACCUGCAAAGGCAUUGACCGUAAAGGGGAGGAACGAAACAGCUGCAUUUCUGGAAACAACUUCUCCUGGAGCAUUCACUGGAAUGGAAAGGAAUUCACAGCCUGGCACAGUGACACAGAGACCCCACUCAAGGCUGGCCCUUUCCGGAGGCUUGGGCUCUAUGUCAAUUUCCCAGGAGGAACCCUUUCCUUCUAUGGUGUAGAGUAUGAUACUAUGACUCUGAUUCAGAAGUUUGACUGCAAGUUCUCAGAGCCAGUCUAUGCCGCCUUCUGGCUGUCUAAGAAAGAAAACACCAUCCGGAUUGUGGAUCUGGGAGAGGAGCCCGAGAAGCCUGCUCCAUCCACAGCAGAGGCUGCACCCUAGAUUCUAGGAUCUGUCUCCCAGACUUUGCUAAUUGUGACAUUUGGGCUGCAGCUGGUAUUUUAAGAUAGACAGAAAUAUCUGCUGGGAGAAGCUGGUUCUGGAAACUGUGUGAGUCUUGAACAAACUUUCUUGCCUUUUCUCAUUACAUUCUUGCAUGAAUGCAGAAACUCUAAGGCACCAAAGCCUCUCCUCAAAUCUAGUCAUGAGUCUGCUCACGUGACUGCCACCCUCCACUCUGAACUUAUGACUAGGGCUCUUCAGCACACAACAGGACUGCAUAGGGAUCAUAAUAAACCACAAACAUAUCAUAUAUUUCUUAUAUUCUUGACAAUGUCUGGAGUGUUUUCUCUGGGUUAUUUCAUAUCAUCUUCAUGAGAUAAACAUUUAUAUUGUCCUCAUGCUACACAUUAAGAGAAGUACCAGGGCAGCUAGCUAACUUGUUCAUGGUCAGUCUGGUCACUCAGUAUAUGAGGGGUAGAGUUGGGAUUCAAGCCUGAACAGGCUAUUGUUGAACUUGUGACUGUGUGUUAAGCUUACCUCAUUAGAUCACUGUGGUGACUUGAAAGAAAAGGGCCCCCAAAGGAAGUGGCCCUAUUAGGGGGUGUGGCCUUGUUGGAGGAAGCGUGUCACUGUAGGGGUGGGCUUUGAGGUUUCUUUUCCUCAAGCUUCCCUCAGUGUGACAGUCAGUCAACUUCCUGUUGCCUCUGAGUCAAGAUGUAGCACUCUCAGCUCCAGGACCACGUCUGCCUGUAAGUUGCCAUGCUCCUCAUCAUGAUCGUAAUGGACCCUGAAACUGUAAUCACACGAGCCACCUCAGUGAAAUGUUUUCCUUAUAAGAGUUGCUAUGGUCAUGGUGUCUCUUCAUAGCAAAAGUCAACCCUAUACGAGACAAUAAUGAACUUUAUGUACAAAGUGUAAACCACAUGCUAAACUUCAUAGCCAACAAACAGUGUCUUCAGCAUCCCUCUCAGAGUUUGCUCAUCUUUUUGCAUGUGCCAGGCUCAGCUUGGUUACCCAGCCUCCCACCAUCCAAGCCCUCGCCCCUCACACAGCAGCAGCAAACACACAGUGUUGAACAGCAAGGGUUAGAACAAAUGUUUUAGUGAGGUCUUUUAGGGAGGAUUCUUUGUCCUCACCUCUAAAGUUACCAAGUCUUCAUGGACUUGUCUAUUUUCUUGUGCAAAAGGAUAGUUCUUCAAGAGUUUGGGGACAGUGCUCACCUCUCCUAGGAGCUAAGUUGAUAAUUUCCUCCAUUGUUCCCAUUUCUCCCCCACACUCUGUUGACCCCAUUCUCUUUUAGACAGAUGACAAACAUACAUCAAGCCUUUAGGCACACCAUCUUUAGAUAGAUAUCUAUGGACCUAACCUAAAGUCCCUGGUGGGAUUUACCAGAAAUAUUACUUCCCUGUCUUUUCCCAUGACCUGUGUCAAUGCAAAAUCUCUUCCUGUUCAACCAGUCUUGUGAUUCUAGACUUUAGAGAGUCUGUACCUUUGUCGUUAAGGAUGUGGGCAGUAUGAUAUUUCAUUGUUUUCAUGUCCUCAUAUCUGCUGUGCUGAGACACUUUCAUGAUCUGUUAUUUAGUACAUUACCUCUCUUUCUAGCAGAAAUAGAUUUUUUUGGCAGAAUCAAGUCUUCUCUUAAGUCUGAAUCUCAUUGGCAGAUAUACUGAUUAUGAUGGGGUCAAAUUCAGAAUGUGGCAGACUUGCUUAACUUCUGGGUUUAGCCACACAUGAGUUACUCAGUGGUAGAGCUGGGCAGUGACACACUUCAUUCUUUGCCUCCUUUUCCCACUGAAUGCAAUGAAACACUUUUUCUUUUCUUUUUAUUUGAGAUAGGGCCUCACUAUGUAGCCUAAGCUGGCCUGGGAUGCACUACGUAUCCUCAAUUGGCCUCAGACUCUCUUUUCUUAGUUUCCCAAGUGCUGGGGUUAUAAGCAUAAAUUAUCAGUGUGAUGCUCAGCUCCAUGAAAGACCUUUCCAGUAGCAGAAAUCUAUGUCUGCAUUUUUUGGAUCCAGCUGUUAAAGAAUACUCUUCAAAAGAGAAAAUCAUAUCAUCUUGGCCAACCCCCUUUUUUAAAAAUUAAAUUUAUUUUAAACUGGACAGUGGUGGUGCACACCUUUAGUCCCAGCACUCCUGAGGUAGAAGUAGAUGGAUCUGUGUGAGUUUGAGGCCAGCCUGGUCUAUAAAGCUACACACAGAA
Molecule: messenger RNA, 4047 nt
Organism: Phodopus roborovskii (desert hamster)
Lineage: Eukaryota; Metazoa; Chordata; Mammalia; Rodentia; Cricetidae
Gene: Trim16
Product: tripartite motif containing 16
Exons: 6
Coding region: 173-1846 (557 amino acids)
Molecular function (GO): zinc ion binding; protein binding
Source: RefSeq, a predicted model, not a curated record